ACUUUCCGCUCGGUAGAGAAACGGAGCCAGAAGUCACGUGUUUUCAAACUCACAUUCCACUUCCUGCCCCCAGAGCGAUACCAGCAAGACAAGCUACUCACUCCUAAUGAGAUUCUUCAGUUCAUGGAGCAGAAGUUCUUUCGCAUGCUAUUGGAGGCCAUUAAGAAGCUGAGUGCUAAACUGGCGGCUGUCAAUGUGGUGGAUACGCGCAAAGCCAUGGCGAGUGACAAUGAUCGAGAUGCCGGUGCCAUUGCACACAAAGAGGAUGAUGCCGAUGAGGAAACAGAAAACAACAGGAUUGUGGAUGAUGAGGCGAAUGAAGGUGAUACUGAUGCCACAGAUUCCAGGAGAAAAGAAAAACAAGAAGAGGAGGUAUCAGAAUUCACCCUAUGUCUAAAUAUAUAUUCAUGUUCUUAUUGUGCACAAUUCUUUUGAGCGGGCAUGUACUUCUGUGUCAUAAUCGUGACCUUUUCUGAACAAGCCAUUUUGCUGCUUCGUUUCAGUAAAUGCUCUGCUUGUUCUGCGGAGCAGAAUUGAGUGCUGAAUGUUACAU
Messenger RNA from Sinocyclocheilus anshuiensis, 553 nucleotides. Its product is annotated as DNA-directed RNA polymerase I subunit RPA1-like. Bases 124 to 435 code for a protein of 103 amino acids. NCBI's taxonomy places the organism in Eukaryota, Metazoa, Chordata, Actinopteri, Cypriniformes, Cyprinidae. The transcript has 3 exons. The record is from RefSeq and is a predicted model, not a curated record.